GGAUGAUCAAGCUGUUCUCGCUGAAGCAGCAGAAGAAGGAGGAGGAGUCGGCCGGCGGCACCAAGGGCAGCAGCAAGAAGGCGUCGGCGGCGCAGCUCCGGAUCCAGAAGGACAUUAACGAGCUGAACCUGCCCAAGACUUGUGACAUCAGCUUCUCAGACCCAGACGACCUCCUCAACUUCAAGCUGGUUAUCUGUCCUGAUGAGGGCUUCUACAAGAGUGGGAAGUUUGUGUUCAGUUUUAAGGUGGGACAAGGUUACCCACAUGACCCCCCCAAGGUGAAGUGUGAGACAAUGGUUUAUCAUCCCAACAUUGACCUCGAGGGCAACGUCUGCCUCAACAUCCUCAGAGAGGACUGGAAGCCAGUCCUGACGAUAAACUCCAUAAUUUAUGGCCUGCAGUAUCUCUUCUUGGAGCCCAACCCCGAGGACCCACUGAACAAGGAGGCUGCCGAAGUCCUGCAGAACAACCGGCGGCUGUUUGAACAAAACGUGCAGCGCUCCAUGAGAGGUGGUUACAUCGGGUCCACCUACUUCGAGCGCUGCCUGAAAUAGGGUUAGCAAAUACCCAUCCCUGCCGGGGUUACCAGCCCAGGCAUCCCCUGCAAAUAUUUAUUGGGGGCCCGGGUAGGGUGUGUGGGGUAGCCUUGGCCCCUGCCUUGGCCUUGCCUCCCCUCCCUGUCACCUGCCCCUAGUUAUUUUUUUUUAACCACCACGUGAUUAUGGUCGGUGCUGCCUCCUCCCGACCUGCUCAGCGAUGGGAAAUGAAUUGGCUUGUUUAGCGCCCCCCCCUCCCGCUGGGUGCUGUCCAACACCCCCACUCUUGACUGUGGGGUAAGUGGGCAAUGGUCCUGGGUCGCUGGGCCCAGGCAACCCACCCCACCACCACUGGAGGUCCCACCAGGCUAUUAAAGGGGAAUGUUACUGCA
Molecule: messenger RNA, 928 nt
Organism: Peromyscus maniculatus bairdii (prairie deer mouse)
Lineage: Eukaryota; Metazoa; Chordata; Mammalia; Rodentia; Cricetidae
Gene: Ube2m
Product: ubiquitin conjugating enzyme E2 M
Source: RefSeq, a predicted model, not a curated record